Cicer arietinum (chickpea) is the source of this 1545-nucleotide messenger RNA. RefSeq names its product F-box/kelch-repeat protein At3g23880-like. Gene Ontology annotation, molecular function: protein binding. The record is from RefSeq and is a predicted model, not a curated record. NCBI's taxonomy places the organism in Eukaryota, Viridiplantae, Streptophyta, Magnoliopsida, Fabales, Fabaceae.
ACAAAUCAUCUAUUUAUUAUCCUAACUAUCUAACGAGAUUCGCUAUAACUAAAACAAGAUUCUGUUUGUAAAGGGUAGCGCGCGAGAAUCGGCGAAAAUAUUUACACAACACACAAUUGUUGAUAUAAAUAUAGAAAUAGAGUUAGGAUUCAAAACAGAAGCAUACACGCAAGGUUUUUCUUCUGCGAAUGAUUCAGAAACCAAAAACCUUUCAGCCUCUACAACAUGUCGCAACACUCCAAUCGCACUGAUUUGCUUCCUGAUGAACUUAUCGUCGAAAUCCUCACAUUGCUUACCGUAAAAUCUAUAUUGCGAUUAAAAUGUGUAAGCAAGUCUUGGAAUGCCCUAAUCUCCAAUCCCAAAUUCGUUAAAUUUCACCUUCAGCGAUCGACACGAAACAAACAGCUACUGUUAACCUUGAUUGCAUCCAGUAGCUAUGUCCAUUGCGGUGUAGUAACGUUUCCAAUACGCAGUUUACUUGAGAACAUAUCAACCACCCUUUGUUACGAACCGAUGAACUACACGAACGAUUGUAGUCGAGUAAUUGGUUCGUGUAAUGGAUUGCUUUGUUUGCUCGGUUUUUCUAAUACAAUUGGACCUUCAAGUAUCUGGAUCCAGUUCUGGAAUCCAGCCACAGGAAUACUAUCUGAAAAAUUUAAAUCUAUUAACCAUCCUCGCCAUUAUAGAUAUGAGAGGCUUAGAUGCACAUUUGGUUAUGAUAAUUUAUCUCACACGUAUAAGGUUGUGGCUGUCACUUCUAUGGAAGUCAAAGUUUUCAGUUUGAGUGACAAUAUUUGGAAACAUCUUGAAAGUUUACCUGUAUUUCCUAUUGAUUAUGACUUUGUUCUUAAUGCUUGUUUUGCCAAUGAUGGUGUGUAUUUGAACAAUGCGGUUAAUUGGUUGGCUUUUAAAAAUAACACUGAACGUAUUCAUUAUUUGAACGGCGUUCAUGUUGAGAAACUUGUGGUUAUCUCUAUGGAUCUUGGUACAGAGACCUAUAGGCAGUUGUUGCUUCCUAAGGGUUUUGAUAAAAUGACAGCUGUUGUUGCGCCAAUUAUUUCUGUUUUGAUGGACUGUCUGUGUUUUUCAUACCAUUUGAUGGGAACUCAUUUGGUUAUAUGGAAGAUGACUGAAUUUGGAAAUGAACAAUCUUGGACUCAAUUUAUUAGAAUUAGGUUUCAAGAUCUGCAAGUGGAAGAAGAGUUUGGUGACUCUAUUUAUCAUAGAUUGUUUCUGAUUCCAUUAUUUCUUUCUGAGAAUGGUGAUACAUUGAUAUUGGCUAGCAAUAUAGAAGAACAAGCAAUAAUAUAUCAUUUGAGAGAUAAUAGAGUACGGCGAACCAAGGUGACCAAUGAUGUGAUGUGGUUAAUUUCCAAAGAUUAUGUUGAAAGUUUGGUUCCAAUUUCCGGAACCUAAGUUUUUUUUUAAUGAGAAUUAUGCAUUCAUUUUGUUUCUUGUGUUUAAAUUCUACUUUUUUUUUGUAUUUUGUUGUUUCACUCAUGUGUAAUGAGUUACGGCACUAUUAAUUGAUGUGUUUUUUGGAUU